Aplysia californica (California sea hare) is the source of this 1945-nucleotide messenger RNA. Its product is annotated as glucose-induced degradation protein 4 homolog. Gene Ontology annotation, cellular component: extrinsic component of membrane; GID complex. The coding region runs from base 273 to 914 and encodes 213 amino acids. Gene Ontology annotation, biological process: proteasome-mediated ubiquitin-dependent protein catabolic process; protein targeting to vacuole; protein catabolic process in the vacuole. The transcript is spliced from 5 exons. The record is from RefSeq and is a predicted model, not a curated record. NCBI's taxonomy places the organism in Eukaryota, Metazoa, Mollusca, Gastropoda, Aplysiida, Aplysiidae.
CUUCCUGGGUUGAAUGUGAGCAUUGAGUGAGAAGAUUGUAUGGUGUCUAUCCGAUUCUGCGGCAGAACGCCUCAACUGUGGUUUACGAGACGGCACUUGCCUAAUCCUGUCUGCUCGAUACGUCUUUGCCUCAAGCUUUGUUGUAAUGUGCUAGAUAUCGAAGCUGAUUUUUAAAAAAUAACUUCUUCCGACAAUUUCCCCCCCGAGUGUCGGGGUCACCAGACUUUUGUUUACAUCAUCGACAUCAUCACUGCAGGAGAAACGUCCAACGCAUGGAGCAAACCAACUCCGUAAUAAUGUUAGAAGACGAGCAGCUGGAUCUUGUGCCCCCGCUGCCUGCAAAUUCCAGGCUGAUGGGUAUACCAACAUCAUUAUUGUAUAAUGGAUCUCGGUUUCAAGGUCACCAGAAAAGCAAAGGCAACUGUUAUGAUGUGGAAGUAGUUCUUCAACACGUCGAUGAAGCUAAAGCAUUCCUUUGUGGAUAUUUAAAGAUAAAAGGGCUGACAGAAGAAUACCCCACGCUAACAACCUACUUUGAUGGUGAAAUUAUCAGCAGUGGACAUCCAUUCCUUACCCGUAAGUGGGAUGCUGAUGAGGAUGUGGACCGGAAACACUGGGGGAAAUUUGUGUCUUUCUACAACUUCGCAAAGAACUUCAAUGCUGACAACUUUGACUAUGAAGGGUUGAAAUCGUCAGACUAUGUGUACAUGAGAUGGAAGGAACAUUUUCUGGUGCCAGAUCAUACGAUCAAGAACAUCAGUGGAGCUUCCUUUGCUGGUUUCUAUUACAUUUGCUUCCAGAAGUCUACUGCUACUAUAGAAGGGUACUACUACCACAAGCAUUCCGAGUGGUUCCAGUCCCUGAACCUGCAGCAUGUCCCUGAGAGAAACACGGGUGUGUUCCAGUUCAGAUGAAUGUAUUGUGAUGUGUGGUCAUCAUCAUCCAUGCCAGUUCAGUCAGGAGUUCACAGGGUCAGAAUUAUGACAACUUUCCAAUUGGCGUGUCUGCUCUCAGGAUCUCUGGGAGACGCUGUAUUGUGUAUCCUCAGAGACUCUCCCACCAUAGACUUUCCCAGCUGGACACAAAUUCUCUGGUUGACGACCUGUGUGACUUGAGAGGUCCCAUGUCCGCUGAUCGGAGACUGAUUUGUGUUUUCAGCGUAUGCUGUGUCAUAAAAGGGAUUGACUGUGAGUGGUGCGUGACCUGUAGGAGUUUACCAAUAGAUCUGGCCUCAAGCUAGGGCAGUGCUUAUGAUAGCAAAAUUUUCUUCUCAAUAUGCAAGCAGCUGGGACUUUUUCGUGUUGCAUAAUAUGCAGAGGUAAUUUCUCUCAUCUUGUAAACCACAAGUUUUUCAUUUUCGACAUGAUUGGAUUCUCCACAGGACAGACAGAUCUGAUGACUGGAGAGUGCCUGUAGGCUUUUUUUUGGGUGGUUUUUGGCGUUCUAUUUGCUCAGUAAGUGUUAUGCUAGACUACAAUGUGUAUAGCCCUGGUUUAAUUCCCUUUGGGGAGUUUUUCAACUUAGAUUGUUUAGGGAGUCCACUUAGCAUGGUUUUAUCAGAGAUGAACUUUAAUUGCAGAGGUCUUGCCACUUAGAUAACUUAACGGUACAAUGAUUAAAGAGAUAUCAAACCCGUUUUUGGUUGUUUUUUUUAAAGUUCUGCAGCGGAAAAAGUCGUGCUUCCAUAUGCAUGGAGAUAUUGGGCCUUCUUAUUAGGAACUUGUUGACUUUGAGGUAAGGCACAACCCAGACUUGUCAAAUUAUCUGGUUUGGUUUCAGAUCUGUGGUCGAUAGGGGUUUUGUGAAGUUUUGUCAGGUUUCCCAGCUCCUGAUUCCAUUGGAUGUGGGAUCCGAACAGAUUGUCUCUUCUGAUAAAUAUGAAAACCUUGAAGAUUCUUUGUGCACUCCAUGCUAGUCUUUGACACUUUGGAAAUUGAAAAUAUGA